ACAACAAUUACUAAAACGACCGAAAUCUUAACCUUAAUCCACGACACCAAACUCAUUCAAAGAAACGUAAGACCGAAGAGUCGAAGAAGAAGAAGAGGAGCAAGUGAUCGCGCGUGUACUAUUCCCAUGUCUCCAGGAGAGGCAUAGAUUGAACCCCACCUUCUCCUUUCCGCCAUGCCGGUACCCCCCAAACCCAUCAACACCUUCACCAUCACAAUCAUGCUCACUUGCACCUUCUUCCUCCUCUUCUUCUCCGGCUUCCUCCACUUCCCCUCCAUCUCCUCCUCUCUCCCACCCAUCGUCCGCCCCAUAACGCCCCCCACGGGGGAGCCCUUCACCGAUCUGCUCGCCGCCUUCAGGAAAUGGGACCAACAAGUGGGUUGCGCUCGCUUCAGGGAGAAACCAAAUGGGGUGUCCCUCAACCACUCAAAGGUUGCUUCUUUGCAGGAAUUUGGCGCCUGUGGAGGGUUGGAACUGAACCAUGUUAGCGUUUUGGUCAAAGGGUGGACUUGGAUUCCUGAUAACUUGGAUAACUUGUACUCAUGCUCUUGUGGGUUGAGCUGCUUGUGGACCAAAUCGCCCGUUCUCGCUGACAAGCCUGAUGCUUUGCUGUUUGAAUCGUCCACGCCUCCGCUUCAGAGACGCAUGGGAGAACCUCUUCGUGUAUAUAUGGAUCUCGAAGCUGGCCGAAAGAGAUCAGGUCGAGAGGAUUUAUAUAUUAGUUAUCAUGCUGAGGAUGAUGUACAGGCAACCUAUGCUGGUGCACUUUUUCACAACGGUCGAAACUAUCACGUCUCCAACAAAAAAAACAGUGAUAUACUUGUUUAUUGGUCCUCAUCACGGUGUCUCUCUCAAAGGAAUGAACUUGCCAAGAAACUCCUUGGCUUACUGCCGCAUCAUUCAUUUGGAAAGUGCCUAAAUAAUGUUGGUGGUCUAGACAUGGCUCUUUCUCUCUAUCCCGAAUGUGCAAAUGAUGCCAACGUUACACCAAAAUGGUGGGAUCAUUUACAUUGCGCCAUGUCUCACUACAAGUUUGUUCUUGCAAUUGAGAACACUUUUACCGAGAGUUAUGUGACGGAAAAGUUAUUCUAUGCCUUAGACUCUGGUGCAGUUCCUAUCUAUUUUGGUGCACCAAAUGUCAUGGAUUUUGUUCCUCCACAUUCAAUAAUAGAUGGUAGAAAAUUCAGGUCGUUGGAAGAGUUGGCUUCAUAUGUGAAGGCCGUGGCUAAUGACCCGGUAGCAUAUGCAGAAUACCAUGCAUGGAGAAGGUGCGGUGUACUAGGUAACUAUGGAAAAACCCGAGCUGUGAGCCUUGACACGUUGCCAUGCAGACUAUGUGAAGCUGUUGGCAGAAAAGGUGGAAGAAAUGCAAGAAGCUAGGUUGAGUUUUUUGGUUAAAUUUGUAGCUCUGCUUCAUAGAGAUAGAUGCAUUGAAUAUAAGCUUGCAACCUGUAUAGAGGCUCAUUGUUUGUUUCUGUGAGCUAAGUAACAUUUGAACGAAAGGAAACAAGAUUAUGGAUUAUAUUCCAUUUGUUUUAUUUUUUUAACCCCUCCGACCCACAACCAAUCUUCCCAUGACAUGUAUUUAAGGGAAUGUUUGUUUUAAUGUAUCGUUUUUGCAUUCCUAGAAA
Molecule: messenger RNA, 1631 nt
Organism: Cajanus cajan (pigeon pea)
Lineage: Eukaryota; Viridiplantae; Streptophyta; Magnoliopsida; Fabales; Fabaceae
Gene: FUT13
Product: fucosyltransferase 13
Cellular component (GO): membrane
Molecular function (GO): alpha-(1->3)-fucosyltransferase activity
Source: RefSeq, a predicted model, not a curated record